This is a messenger RNA of Dermacentor andersoni, 675 nucleotides long. RefSeq lists its product as uncharacterized. NCBI's taxonomy places the organism in Eukaryota, Metazoa, Arthropoda, Arachnida, Ixodida, Ixodidae. The record is from RefSeq and is a predicted model, not a curated record.
GGGCAACCGGCAACCGGUAUAAAAACGAAGCGGCUCAGUGGAGACCUUGAAAGUCGUCCCUUGCUCUUCAAGACCCGACGCUGUUCUGCCAUUCGUUGUCUCGAGACCAGGAGUACCAGCUGUAAACAAAGGGAGCCAUGAAACUGUUGCUGUUCGCAGCCGCGCUGGUGGGACUCUCCGCCGCGCAAAUCGUCGAGCGCCGGGUGAUCAAGAACCCCGAUGGUUCGACCACUCACAUGGAGAGCAGCUCCUGGGGCCACAGCACCUUCAACCAGGAGGCCGCGGACACCGAUGGUCUCAUCAGUGGCCGUAGCGGCUACUCAGACAACACAGGUGUGAAGUACGACCGCCACUACACCGUAGACCGGAACGGACAGCGCCGCUUCAUCGACCCCAAGGACAGCAAGCUGAAGGGCCCAGCCCCCGCCUUCCCCAUGCCUCAAAGCGGCUUCGGAGCCGGCGCGGACGACGAGUUCCUGUCUGGACGAUCAGGCUUCGGCAACCUGCCCGGUUUCGGAAACCUUCCCGGUUUCGGAGGCAACGUGCCCGGCUUCGGCGGUAACUUCCCCGGAUUCGGCGGCAACCCAACAAUGGAUCUGUGGCGCUUCUUUCCCCCUGGAUUCAGGUUUUAGCUCAAACGGAACCAAUAAAGGAGUUCUCCUUGAGAUCCCCAAA